AUGUGCUAUAGAAUUCUGAACAUUGUGGAUCUGGAGCACGAGGUGCCUCGGGAAUUGAGUGAAAAAGGACAUAAUAAAAAGUGUAGUGACUAUGACUUGGAAUUUGGAACUGAGUGUUUGCACUUGGCUCUAAAAUACUGUGAUACUAAAGCCAAACUUGUAGAAGGAUCACCUGACCUCUGGAAGGUGACCUACAAACGAGAUCUGUAUACGGCUGAAUCGAUUAUUAAGGAGAGAAUUUCACAAGAACUUUGUGUAGUUAUGGACACAAAAGAAGAGAAAGAACCUAUAAGCUAUCUUCUUGAGGCACUAAGAAAUGAAUUAAAUCAUGUUAAAGUCGCAUGUGGGGCUCUGGGUUAUGCUGGCAGAGAUACUCAGCACAUCUUGGAGCAAUGCUACAGUUUUGCUUGUGUGAAUUUUAUGACAUCUGAUUUUCACAAAACCAAGAAAUUACUGAGUAUGCUUGAGGAGAGUGACCUUUCCAUUUUGUAUCCUGUAGUUGUGGUUUCGGUGCAUUUCUUUGAUUUCAAAUUGGUGCCUCUCAGUCAGAGAAUGGAAAACUUAAUGUGGAUUAGGGAAUUUGCAAAGGAAGUGAAAAAGAGAAAUAUUUUAUUAUGUGGCCUUCUCAUAAGUUACUCACAGGUAGGUGACAUGUUGACGUCUUCUUAAUAUAUGUCUGUAGACUAUAAUCUUAAUAGUAGGAAAGCGAUUUUGUUAAAAACAAAUCGAUGUUAAUGAUGGGGAAAAUUAUAACUAUCCUAAGUGGACUCUCCAAAAUCUAGGAGAAAAAUAAAAAUC
Molecule: messenger RNA, 798 nt
Organism: Castor canadensis (American beaver)
Lineage: Eukaryota; Metazoa; Chordata; Mammalia; Rodentia; Castoridae
Source: RefSeq, a predicted model, not a curated record